Messenger RNA from Pestalotiopsis fici W106-1, 2085 nucleotides. RefSeq lists its product as uncharacterized. Gene Ontology annotation, molecular function: protein binding. Lineage: Eukaryota; Fungi; Ascomycota; Sordariomycetes; Amphisphaeriales; Sporocadaceae. The transcript is spliced from 2 exons. The coding region runs from base 1 to 2085 and encodes 694 amino acids. The record is from RefSeq and is a predicted model, not a curated record.
AUGGCGUCUGUUUCCUCCUUGGACAAAGACUUGCGCAUGUCGCGCUCAGCCAGGUACACGCCUGCCGCUGCCAAUGAAGCCCAAUCUUGGAUCGAGGGCGUGUUGGGCGAGAAACUCGCCGGCAAGGACUUGUUAGAAGGACUCAAGGAUGGCGUGGCGCUGUGCAAAUUGGUCAACCUCGCGAUUGGCGCGCCGGGCGUCAAGUUCAAGAAGUCCGCCAUGCCCUUUGUGCAAAUGGAAAAUAUAUCGCAUUAUCUCCGGGCCUGCAAAUCACCACCAUUGAGCCUUCCCGACCACGACAUGUUCCUGACGGUCGACCUCUUUGAGAGAAAGGACCCGGCGCAAGUUCUCCAGUGCCUUGGCGCAUUUUCUCGCGCUGCGCAAAAAGCCAACCCUUCUGCGUUUCCCACCUCGAUCGGAGGUAUUGGCGGCAACAAACCGCGCGAGGGUGUCAUAUCGCCGGAAAGCACGGGCACUCCCGGUAGGAGCCGGGCGCUGUCCAACGUCUCUCAGAGUUCGUCUUCACUGAGCGUUCGACCGGCGGCGCUCGUGCCUCACAAGACGGGCUCCUCGACGGGCUCUGGACGGUGGGGCUCCAACAACAAGAGUCCCACGAUCGAUCGCGUCGGGUCACCCGGUGUGAGCAGCUGGAGCAAGAAGUUUGACGAGGGAGUUACUAGCCCCGCGUGGAAUAUCGCUCAGUACGGUUACAUGGGCGGCGCGUCGCAGGGCAACCUCGGCAUCGCUUUCGGCGGACGUCGCCAGAUCACUAGUGCUGCUCCGCUCGUACCGAAUGCCGCCGAAAAGGAGCGGCGCCGGAAACAGCAGGAGGCUGAGGCCGAGCGACAGCGUCAGCAGAUGCAAGAGGAAGAGCAGAGGCGCAAAGCCGAGCUGGAAGCCGAAGAAGAGCGGAACCGCUUGGCAGAGGAGAAGCGCUGGGAAGAAGAGACUCGGAAGCAGCGUGACGAGGAGAAGCGCAAAGCCGACGAUGAGAAACGUAGGUGGGAAGAAGAAGAGCGCCAGUGGAGACUCACCAAUGAGAAGCGCCGUCAAGAAGAGGAAGAGGCUGAAGCGAGAAUAGUUGAAGAACGUAGAAAGUCUCAGUCGUCGCACAGCAGAAGCAAUUCGCAGCUACAGGGACAGUUCUUGAGCCAGUACCAAGCAGAACAGGGUAUCAAGCCUCAAGGAGCCGGCGGAUACGCCGAGCGCAUCAAGGCACUGGAGCGAGAGUUGGAGCUUGCUCGACAACGAGAGCAAGAAUACGAGGAAGAACGACAGCGCCAGCAGGGAACCAAGAACCGAAACCGAUCACGCAGCCGGCCCAGACUUCAGGAUAGGACGCCAAGCAGACAGGACUCGUGGUCGCGUGACGAGCGUGAGGUGCUCAAGACCCAAUGGGAUCGCCACCAAGAAGAGCAAGCGGCCGGCGUCAAAGCUCCCGCGCUGCCGAGCCGUCCGCUGCCGGACCCCAAGGUUAGUUCUCCGCUAAAGCCACAGCGUACCGGCGAGGCGCCGCCACCUACUCUCCCCUUGAGGACCCAGCGUACCGGUGAGGCUAGACCCCUCCCAGGAACCCCGGAGAAACCAAAACCUAACAGCGCGAUCAAGUCGCCCCCAUCUAGCGGACGACCACUGCCAACACCUGCAAGUCCCAACUGGGCCAACCGGAACAACCGGACGGAUAGAUUUCUUGCCUCUAACCCAGCCCCCAAGAGCCCACCUGUGCAACAAACUUACUCUCGCGAGCUUGGAUCUGGCGCCGAACAGGAUGCCGAGGACCGACGACGUAUGCAGUCUCAAUCCAAGACAAAGGCCGGUGGUUGGGCUGGAAAGUCGUUGUUAGAACGCGAGAUGGAGAUGGAACGGCAACGUCAAAAGGAGUGGGAGGCCGCUCAGGAGGAGACUGCCAACACUCCUCGGUCCCGCGAAGGCGUGGACGGAAUCGGAGGCGGUAUCGGUGGGAGAUGGGAUGUCAGCCAAUGGAGCGGGUUCACGGGUGGUGAUAGCCAGAACAAUGUCGGCACUGGUAUUGGUGCCGGCCGGAGACAGAUUGUCGGGCCGAGACCUCUGCCUAACAGGCCAUAG